UUGUAAUGUUAAACAUGUUUCAGUCUUUCACCUGUUAUAUACAUAUUUAAGCUGAUACUUGUAAUUUUAUACAUGUUUCAGUCAUGUCUUCAUAUUUCCAGCAUUCUUGAUCUUCUGCUCAACUCUCUGGAGCACCGUCACCAACAUUAACAUAAUCUUUCUUCUGUUAUCUCAUGGCUACAGUAACUAUGGAAAAUAAUGGCUUCAGAUUCAUGAAAGCUUUAAGUGAGUGCGGUAGACGAGUGUUACAUAACACUUUCUGCUGGGGAACCCCAGAUAAACCUGCUGCUACAACACUUGAUCAUUACCUCAACACCUUGAAACAAACAUCAUCAGCCAAUUACUUAAAACUCUCAAGGAAUCAAAGAAGGUUUAACAAAACACAAAAGAAACUGAUUAAUGAAAGUGCAGAUGGAGCCGGGUUUGAUGUUCCACUAUUGUGUCUAAGCAUUAAGUUAGCGUGUGAGAAUGUUGCUUCUUUCAAUGAUCCAAAGUGGAUCACUCCCAGUACGGAAAUGGAGUAUUAUAUCACUGCUGUAAAGAACUUAAGGAACGAUGCUCUUCACGGUCCACUUGCAGUUCAUGAUGAAGAUUAUUUUGAAAAUAUAAGACAGCUUCGGGAGGUGUUAACUGGUUGUCUUAAGACAUCUGGAGAGAGGUAUGGGAAGGACGAGACUGAAGUAAAUGAGAAGAUCAAGAAGAUGAAUGAUGACCUGGACUACAUCAUGAAUGAGAUUCUCGGAGAGGAAGACAUAAUAAAAUAUUGUAGUGAUGAUAUCAAACAGAUUAUCAUUAAUGACAGCUGUAAUAAUCUGAAGAAGAUCUUACAAGAAAUCACUUAUGUUAACCCAGUGUCUUUUAUCACCAGUGACUUUCAACUGAAAGUAGACAAAAUUUUUGUCGAUAUUAAAGUUAAACAAAGAAAAUACAGAGGUAAAACUAAGCAUGUAGAUUAUGGAGACCUUCUCACACUUGUCCAGACAACAUGUGUGGCAUCAGGUGUGAGCUCUGGCACACAACAACAAGGUUCCUCUGCACGACCUCAAAUACUGCUGCUGGAAGGUGUGGCAGGCAGUGGCAAGACCACUCUAGUGAAGCUAGUAACUGAGGAAUGGAUACAAGGUGGUCAAGGUAAUAUGAAAAGUUUAGAUAAUUAUGAUCUCUUACUGUGGGUACAGUGCAGGGACCCAGCCAUUAACAGCUUCCAGGAUCUUCUAGACCGACUCAUACCAGAUGUUUCAGCAAAAUUCAGAAAUAUUCUGCCUAGAAUUAUUAAGCUUUGUAAGGUAAUAAUACUCGUUGACGGUCUGGAUGAACUCAAUAACAACUCUAGAACAUUAGUCAAAAGUCUUUUACUGGAAUUCCAAAACUCGAUUACCACAACAUUUAUGUGUACCUCAAGACCUGAAGCAGUAGAAAUGUUCAGCAUGACGAUCCCUGAAGAUUAUGAUGUGACUAAUGCUGAACUACGAGGCAUAAAGGAAGAACACAUAGAAGAAUUUAUGCGUCGGACUCACCAGGAGAUAACUAAGUUGACCAACAGCAACAGAAGCACUGAUAAACUGGUAAAUAAGGUGAUGGAAGUUGAAGAUCUUCACGAACACUUGCGUUUACCAAUGAAUUUAACAUUUUUUGUUUAUAUCUGGGACCAAGAACCUGAUGAGCUGAACAUAGCAACCAUAACACAUACAGAACUCUACCAUAAAAUGCAUCAUAUGUGUCAAAGUAAGUUAUUAGAGAGAUUAGCGGACAGUUCAAUUACAAAGGCGACGAAUAAAAGUGUCCUCCAAAACAGUGUUGAAGAAAUAUUGAAGAUAAUAUACGCGACAUCACUAAAGAGUCUCUCACGUGACCAGUUGAGUCUUGAUGAAGAGAGUGUAGAAGAAGUAAUAUCUGCUUGUAACAAAUAUCAUAUACCUUAUAAUGAGAUGCUGUCUGCUUUCUUGAGUUUGAAGCCAAUAUGGACUUGGCAAGGCAUCGAGGAACGCUACUUUGCACCACACAAGGGAAUCCAAGACUACUUCAGUGCUCUGCAUAUUGUGAUGACACUCAGACACCAGCUACACUCUUCAGCACUCCCAGUCUUGUACACCCAGCACCCAACACCACCUGCGUCUACCCAACCACCUGUGACAGCUGUAUCACCAUCUCCUACACCAUCUGUCUCUAACCAACCACCUGUGACAACUGUAUCACCAUCACCUACACCACCUGUGUCUACCCAGCCACCUGUGACAACUACAUCACCUUCACCUACAAUACCUGUGUCUACCCAACCACCUGUGACAACUGCAUCACCAUCACCUACACCACCUGUGUCUACCCAACCACCUGUGACAACUGUAUCUCCAUCACCUACAAUACCUGUGUCUACUCAAAAACCUGUGACAACUGUAUCACCAUCACCUACACUAUCUGCAUCUACUCAACCACCUGUGACAACUGCAUCACCAUCACCUACACCACCUGUGUCUACUCACCCACCUGUGACAGCUGUAUCACCAUCACCUACACUACCUGUGUCUACUCAACCACCUGUGACAACUGCAUCACCAUCACCUACACCACCUGUGUCUACCCAACCACCUGUGACAACUGUAUCACCAUCACCUACAAUACCUGUGUCUACUCAACCACCUGUGACAGCUGUAUCACCAUCACCUACACUACCUGUGUCUACUCAACCACCUGUGACAACUGUAUCACCAUCACCUACACUACCUGUGUCUACCCAACCACCUGUGACAACUGUAUCACCAUCAUCUACAAUACCUGUGUCUACCCAACCACCUGUGACAACUGUAUCACCAUCACCUACACUACCUGUGUCUACCCAACCACCUGUGACAACUGUAUCACCAUCAUCUACAAUACCUGUGUCUACCCAACCACCUGUGACAACUGUAUCACCAUCACCUACACUACCUGUGUCUACCCAACCACCUGUGACAACUGUAUCACCAUCACUUGCUCAACCUUCAUCUACGCCAACCUCACCUACACCAGCACCAUUACCAUUACUUUCACUAACCUCACCUACAACUCUUAUAUCACCAUCACCUAAACCAGUAUCAUCUACACCUACACCACCAACAGUAUCAUCUACACCUACACCACCAACAGUGUCAUCUACACCUACACCACCAACAGUAUCAUCUACACCUACACCACCAACAGUGUCAUCUACACCUACACCACCAACAGUGUCAUCUACACCUACACCACCAACAGUGUCAUCUACACCUACACCACCAACAGUGUCAUCUACACCUACACCACCAACAGUGUCAUCUACACCUACACCACCACCAGUGUCAUCUACACCUGCACCACCACCAGUGUCAUCUACACCUACACCACCACCAGUGUCAUCUACACCUGUGCCACCACCAGUGUCAUCUACACCUACACCACCAACAGUGUCAUCUACACCUACACCACCAACAGUGUCAUCUACACCUACACCACCAACAGUGUCAUCUACACCUACACCACCAACAGUGUCAUCUACACCUACACCACCACCAGUGUCAUCUACACCUACACCACCACCAGUGUCAUCUACACCUACACCACCACCAGUGUCAUCUACACCUGCACCACCACCAGUGUCAUCUACACCUACACCACCACCAGUGUCAUCUACACCUGCACCACCACCAGUGUCAUCUACACCUACACCACCAACAGUGUCAUCUACACCUGUACCACCACCAGUGUCAUCUACACCUGUGCCACCACCAGUGUCGUCUACACCUGUGCCACCAUCAGUUCUAUCUACACCUACACCACCACCACCAGUGUCAUUUACACCAGCAUCACCACCAGUGUCAUCUACACCUGUACCACCACCAGUGCCAUCUACACCAGCAUCACCACCAGUGUCAUCUACACCUGUACCACCACCAGUGUCGUCUACACCUGUGCCACCAUCAGUUCUAUCUACACCUACACCACCACCACCAGUGUCAUUUACACCAGCAUCACCACCAGUGUCAUCUACACCUGUACCACCACCAGUGCCAUCUACACCAGCAUCACCACCAGUGUCAUCUACACCUGUACCACCACCAGUGUCGUCUACACCUGUGCCACCACCAGUUCCAUCUACACCUACACCACCACCACCAGUGUCAUUUACACCAGCAUCACCACCAGUGUCAUCUACACCUGUACCACCACCAGUGCCAUCUACACCAGCAUCACCACCAGUGUCAUCUACACCUGUACCACCACCAGUGUCGUCUACACCUGUGCCACCAUCAGUUCUAUCUACACCUACACCACCACCACCAGUGUCAUUUACACCAGCAUCACCACCAGUGUCAUCUACACCUGUACCACCACCAGUGCCAUCUACACCAGCAUCACCACCAGUGUCAUCUACACCUGUACCACCACCAGUGUCGUCUACACCUGUGCCACCAUCAGUUCUAUCUACACCUACACCACCACCACCAGUGUCAUUUACACCAGCAUCACCACCAGUGUCAUCUACACCAGCAUUACCACCAGUCCAAUCUACACCUGCACCACCACCAGUGUCAUCUACACCAGCAUCACCACCAGUGCCACCUACACCAGCAUCACCACCAGUGCCAUCUACACCAGUAUCACCACCAGUGCCAUCUACACCAGCAUCACCACCAGUGCCAUCUACACCAGCAUCACCGCCAGUGCCAUCUACACCAGCAUCGUCUACUCCAGCGCCACCUUCACCAAUUUCACCUGCACUAGCCUCACCUCCUCUCGACUCACCUGCACUAGCACGUCCUCCACCAACCACACCUACACCUGCCUCACCUGUCAGUAUCAGGAAAGUGUUAGAACACAACAUCAGAGUAACCAAGACAGACAUGAAUAAGUACCAGAAUGUUCUGAUACAUGUGGCUGGGCUGCUGCACUUGUUACUGGACCAGUUACCUGAGGAAAUUGAGAGGGAAGUGGUUCAUCUCCUGCACGAGUCUGGUAUGGAAGGCAACAAUCACUGGCUCUACCUUCUUCAGAACACUAAGAUAUCUCCAGUAACGGUCAAAGAAAUAACUCACUUCUUUAGUACAGAUAAAACAAUUGUCGUAAGUGAUUAUAAUCGUGUGAGGAGCUACGUGGCUCUCCUACCAUACCUCAGGUCGUGCGAAGUGCGCAUUCAUAUCGAUGAUGACCCUGGUGACCUGCCUGACCUACCUGACCUGCUGCUUGCUCUCACCCACCACCUCUGUAAAUACCUAACACUGCGUCGCCACUACUUCCAUGCUGACAAAACCACCACUUCUGACAGCCUCUUACAACUUGUGCAGCCUCGGAGUCACCUGCUCGAGUUCGAGGGUUGUCUGUCUGCUGGAGUACUGCUGGAGGAGUGUCCCAGCCUGAGGCGACUCAACCUGGCUGUAGUGAGUGAUGAUCACGCUCGUUGUUUCCUGCCACAACUACACGCUGCUGUCACCUUCAAGCUACGUCAACUAAAGAACCUAGGAGUGAGUGUACCAGCAGAAGUGUCCCCAGCAGCGUUGAUGUCACUACCCAGCACACAGUGGGUGACGCUCAAGCUGACUGAUGUGAGUGAUGCUUUAGUGAGUCAUGCCUGUAAUGUGGCCCAGGAGCUACAACCACCAGAAGGGUACUGGGUGAUCUGGUGCUACCCCAGCGCAGUAACAGUGGUGGGCAUCCAAGACAUGAUCUACGGCCUGCAUCACCACAGUGUUAUGGUGAAGGACAGGUUAAUAGUAUACACCAGCGUCACCAUAACACAACCCCAGCGUCACCAGCUGAUCACUUUGACUAAGACAACCCUCAACUGUGACUUUACCAUCUGCUCCUUUCUUCAGGGUGCUUCCACUGCUGCUUCUCUCAUAUUAGCGGUGGCUGCUACUGCCUUUACAGUAGCUUCUGCUGCUACUUCUGUCUUCAGAGAGCUGCUCCUGAUAGCUGCUGCUGCCUUCGAUACAGCUGCUACUGAGUUCGUGAUAGUGGCUGCUGCAUACUUGGUAGCUGCUGUUGUCAUUAUUGCCACUGCUGCUGCCUUCAUUUUAGCUGCUUUUACUUUAAUGGCAGUUGCUGCUGCUGCCUUCAUGGAAAAUCUUGAGUCUACCGACUUUCUUGAUAGCAUCUAUGAUUACUUUUUAAAGCAGCUGUUUUUAGAGAAUCAACUUGAGGAAACAACUUUAUUGACUUGGUUCUUACCAAUAAGGAAUCAUAAUGAACUUGGAGAAAGCGAUCACAAAUCAGUUUCAAUAUUUCGUGGAAUUACCUUAAUAAAAACACCUAAGCCAAUGUCCACGACUUCCGCUUGA
This is a messenger RNA of Cherax quadricarinatus, 6290 nucleotides long. Lineage: Eukaryota; Metazoa; Arthropoda; Malacostraca; Decapoda; Parastacidae. The record is from RefSeq and is a predicted model, not a curated record.